Acanthosepion pharaonis is the source of this 594-nucleotide messenger RNA. NCBI's taxonomy places the organism in Eukaryota, Metazoa, Mollusca, Cephalopoda, Sepiida, Sepiidae. The record is from the annotation of a GenBank genome assembly.
AUGCUAACCAUUACACCACGGACACAUCUAUCUAUCUAUCUAUCUAUCUAUCUAUCUAUCUAUCUAUCUAUCUAUCUAUCUAUCCUAGUCUGUUAUCUAUCUAUCUAUGUUAUCUAUCUAUCUAUCUAUCUCAGUCUGUUCUUAUCUCUCUCUCUCUCUCUCUCUCUCUCUCUCUCUCUCUCUCUCUCUCUCUGUAUCUAUCUAUCUCACAUUUGCAUGAUUUCUUCUUCUUCUUCUUCUUUUUCUUCUUCUUCUUCUUCUUCUUCUUCUUCUUCUUCUUCUUCUUACCCUGACUCCCCAAGUUCCAAGGACACGGAAUUAUCUAUGCAAGUCCUCGCAUUUCGUUAUCUGACCAUUGAAGCACCGAUUAUUCUGUCGGUGCAGGCAGGUGAAGAGUACGCUUGGCUCGACAUCCAUUAUGCAACCUACCAGCGUUUACGCGCCUGUCAACUCUUAAAAAGGUUCCUGUCAUCAAAUGGCGGGACUUUCACGGCCCAUUCAUCAAACGAGCCAGACGCACAGAAGAGAGUAUUUUUCUCUUCUUUCCUGUCUCCUUUUUCUCUCGUUCUUUCUUUCCUUGCUCAUUUGUUCUGA